Messenger RNA from Miniopterus natalensis, 4224 nucleotides. The record is from RefSeq and is a predicted model, not a curated record. NCBI's taxonomy places the organism in Eukaryota, Metazoa, Chordata, Mammalia, Chiroptera, Miniopteridae.
GGAACAAAAGCCGGAAAAAGUGGAAAAAGUUCAAAAGAAGGACAAGACAUAGUAGAACCAGAGAUUUCCAUCAGGAAAAACAGCCUUGUUGGUGUCCAGUCUACAGUAUCUAGUAAAAUAAAAGUGCCGUCCAUUCAGCCCCUAGUGAAGAAAGACAAACGGCAAAAUUCCUCCAGGUUUAGUGCCAGCAAUAAUCGAGAACUUCAAAAACUAGCAUCUUUAAAAGAUGUUCCUCCUGCUGAUCAAGAGAAGCUUUUUAUCCAGAAGUUACGUCAGUGUUGUGUCCUCUUUGACUUUGUUUCCGAUCCACUAAGUGACCUAAAGUGGAAGGAAGUAAAACGAGCUGCUUUAAGUGAGAUGGUGGAAUACAUCACCCACAAUCGGAAUGUGAUCACAGAGCCUAUCUACCCGGAAGUGGUCCAUAUGUUUGCAGUUAACAUGUUUCGAACAUUACCACCUUCCUCCAAUCCUACGGGAGCAGAAUUUGACCCAGAAGAAGAUGAACCAACAUUAGAAGCGGCCUGGCCUCACCUACAGCUUGUUUAUGAAUUUUUCUUAAGAUUUUUAGAGUCUCCUGAUUUCCAACCUAAUAUAGCGAAGAAAUAUAUUGAUCAGAAGUUUGUAUUGCAGCUUUUAGAGCUCUUUGACAGUGAAGAUCCUCGAGAGAGAGAUUUUCUUAAAACUACCCUUCACAGAAUCUACGGGAAAUUCUUAGGCUUAAGAGCUUACAUCAGAAAACAGAUAAAUAAUAUAUUUUAUAGGUUUAUUUAUGAAACAGAGCGUCACAAUGGCAUAGCAGAGUUACUGGAAAUACUGGGAAGUAUAAUUAAUGGAUUUGCCUUACCACUAAAAGAAGAGCACAAGAUUUUCUUAUUGAAGGUGUUACUACCUUUGCACAAAGUGAAAUCUCUGAGUGUCUACCACCCCCAGCUUGCGUACUGUGUCGUGCAGUUUCUGGAGAAGGACAGCACCCUCACGGAGCCAGUGGUAAUGGCACUGCUCAAAUACUGGCCAAAGACUCACAGUCCAAAAGAAGUAAUGUUCUUGAAUGAGUUAGAAGAAAUUUUAGAUGUGAUCGAACCAUCGGAAUUUGUCAAGAUCAUGGAGCCACUCUUCCGGCAGUUGGCCAAGUGCGUCUCCAGCCCGCACUUCCAGGUGGCGGAGCGCGCGCUGUACUACUGGAACAAUGAGUACAUCAUGAGCCUGAUCAGUGACAACGCGGCCAAGAUCCUGCCCAUCAUGUUCCCGUCCUUGUACCGCAACUCAAAGACCCACUGGAACAAGACAAUACAUGGCUUGAUAUACAACGCGCUGAAACUCUUCAUGGAGAUGAACCAAAAACUAUUUGAUGACUGCACCCAGCAGUUUAAAGCAGAGAAACUGAAAGAGAAGCUAAAAAUGAAAGAACGAGAAGAAGCGUGGGUUAAAAUCGAAAGUCUAGCCAAAGCAAACCCCCAGUACACGGUACUUAGUCAAGCGAGCACCAUGAGCAUCCCGGUUGCCAUGGAGACAGAUGGGCCCUUAUUUGAAGAUGUGCAGAGGCUGAGAAAGGCAGUGAGCGAAGAGGCUCGGCAGGCACAGAAGGACCUGAAGAAGGACCGGGCUCUGAUGCGCCGCAAGUCCGAGCUGCCUCAGGACCUCCACACCAAGAACGCCUUGGAGGCUCACUGCAGAGCCGACGAGCUGCUGUCCCAGGACGGCCGCUAGCCGCCCGCUCGGGCCGGGUUCUGUAGAAAACGUCCCUUCGUGCCAUACAGAUCAGUCACACUCAGAGUCAGAGCUUUCUUCGCCCCGUCCCGUGUCCGUCCCAUAGGCAGUACGCACUCCCGCCCAGCUCGAGAUCAGGAGUUCAAACAAUGGUGACUCGGACCCAGGCCGCGCUGGCCACGCGUCCCCGCACGGUCCCAAACAUGACAGCGUCCCAAAUCAGAGCUAAGGCAAGUACCCCGGCCAUCACCGUCACGUUCUACCCAGUGGAAUGGUGAUCGUUAAACUAGGUGGUUCUAAGAGAAUAUCACUGUCUUUCAAAUCAAAGGAAUGCUUUUAAAAAAUAUUUCAUAUUUUAAGACUUAACAGCCUUUGAACUUGUUUCCACGUGAUUGUUUACACCAGCAGUUUCUUCUUUCUGGUUUUGGUGUUUUUUUUCAAUUUCAUUGAAAUGGUUUUUUGCUGUCGUUCUAACACAGGAAAAGUGACAAUCCUCAGCCGCUGUUUUCCUGAGGUACCCUCACUUUGAGUAACGGCAGGUACACGUGUCCGACUUCUUCGUGUAUUUCUAAAGCCAUAUUUGCCCGUCGGUCCAGCCCCAGGACCCCAGGAGCGAGCUCGGGGGGAAUGCAUCCCGCAGCGAGCUUUCUGUCUCCUUGGCUAGAAUUGGAAUUUGAAACGAUGUGCUCAUUUUUGAGUUUGCAGAAUUUUUUUCUGUACUUACACAUUGUUGCCCUUUAUCAAGGCUCUUGAAUUAAUAAAAUGAGAGUCUCUAAGAAUUCCACACUUUGUAGAAAGCUAGAACGAGGACAUUUUGAGUAAAGCCAGUUCUUGGCUGAGUGCAAACGGCAGCUGCCUUUGGGCAAAGGUAACAACAGUAGCACCGUCUGCGCCGGGUGCUGGCGUGGCAGUCGCCGCUGUUGUGACGGUCCUGAGAGCUGAGGGAGUGACAGGGAGUAUGACUUCAGGUGAGUCCUUAUGUUGAAACGAGCACACAUUGUAUGCACCUCGUGAGGAAAAUCCCGUCUGAGUUUUCAUCAAAUGCUGCUAUAUAUUUCCCAGACUCCCUUGCAUGUGUGGAGCUUCUCGUUUUCGAUGGAAUAGCACGAGGAAAAUUCUUUAAACUUAGUGCUUUGUAUGUUCUUUAUUUCUCUCAGGGUGGCCAGUAUCUUGACUUAUUUAUCCUGCUUGAAAGCUGUUUGAGAUGUGUGCUGCUCCUCUACACAGCGGUUCUCCUUCCUUUUGUCUCGGCAUAUGAUUAGAUAACUUAAUGUAAAUGUCUCGAUGCAUCAGAGACACAGUGUGGCUUCUUUUAGGGUCUGUCUUCUAAUCAAGGUCUUGGUAUCCACGCAAACGCUGUAAAAGCAGACAUCGCUCCCUGCCACUUAAGCCCGUGGGCGGUGUGUCCCGCGCCCUGGAGGACACCCACUCGGGGGAGGGCACUUGUGUGAAGCCCGCGCCGAUCCGCGCCCGGCGGAGGGCAACCCGCUGGCGAGCAGACACGCUUCCUGAGAAACUUGACGAGUAUCUGUCCAGUUACCAUAUGAAAUUCACCAUUUACAAAAGUUCAAAUGCCUUCUCCUUCUGAGGGAAAAAGGGUGCUUUUUACUGUAUAAAGCAGCGUCUCAUGUGUUUUGAUACCAUUGUUUGAACUUCCGUCUUUGGCUGACAGAUGCUCAGAUACCCUUGACUCUGUAUGCUCGGUGUGUUUGUGAGAGAGCUUUCUGGAAGACUCUUGCCCUAGGAAAAAAGCAAAAUUUCACUGUUUGGGUGACUGUGUAAAGCUCAAGGUAUAAGACAUCUAGGUUUUAUUUCUGCUCUUUAUCGAAGACAAACAUUCACCAAAAAGGGAAAAAAAGUUUUGCGAGAAACUAAUUUACUUUGACAAGAGUAUUAUUUAAUAUUUUGGCCUAUUAAAGGUUUCCUAGUUAGUAUUCAGAUGCCCUGUGCUAAUUGUUCAGCUUAUAUAUUAUUAUAUAGAUACGUUGUUUCUUCUGUACCAAACCGAUUUCAAAAGUACUCCAUUGACAAUAAACUGGUGACUGUUUUUCUUCAUAAAGUCCCGCGUUUGGCAUCUUCACUUGUCCCCAGACGUCCCCGUACAUCAGAAAUGUCACUUUUCCCGUGUCUUUAGUGUGGCUUUAGUACAGCUUUCUUUUAAUAUUGUACAUACAUUGUAUCUUUGUUUUAUGGUAAUAAGUAAUAAAAAUGUAGACUUCAUAUUUUGUACAAAAUGUCCUAUGUACAGAAUAAAAAAGUUCAUAGAAACAGCAAAAAUAGGUAAGUGGCACAAUUAUUUUUCCUUAGAAAAUAUCUGUAACUUUAUGCUUUAGUGAAAUGUUAAGUACCUACAUAUUUUUUAACAUUUUGUAACUCAAAACUUUUUGUUUUGACAUUGUUUAUGAAGAGGAACUUCAUACACUUGCCAUUUAAUAUGCUCUUUUAUCUAAUUUUAAAAGACUCUAAAAAUGGUGUAUUAUAUGGACUAAAUAAAGAACAUGUGAAUUUUAUCGCUCA